This is a messenger RNA of Labrus mixtus (cuckoo wrasse), 2281 nucleotides long. RefSeq names its product ezrin a (gene ezra). Gene Ontology annotation, biological process: positive regulation of early endosome to late endosome transport; positive regulation of protein localization to early endosome; regulation of organelle assembly. Gene Ontology annotation, cellular component: microvillus; plasma membrane; cytoskeleton. The transcript has 13 exons. The record is from RefSeq and is a predicted model, not a curated record. Lineage: Eukaryota; Metazoa; Chordata; Actinopteri; Labriformes; Labridae. Bases 228 to 2018 code for a protein of 596 amino acids. Gene Ontology annotation, molecular function: actin binding; cell adhesion molecule binding.
UCUGUCACUUGAGUGUGAUAGUAACGCGGGCUGAUCCUCCCCACGUCACUGUUGAGUGAUCUACAGCCGAGUUCAAAGGACAACCAGCCCUGCCCUUGAGUCUGCCAGCGAGAGCCGAGCGCCGGUCUUUAUCAGCUGGAGGUUGUGCUGGGAGUCGGCCACUGCAGCCUCGGUCCGCCUGGGAAACACUUUCUUCUGCUGGAGCUCGCCCACCACACAGAGCCAAGAUGCCCAAAACAGUCAACGUGCGCGUCACCACCAUGGACGCCGAGCUGGAGUUCUCCUUCAAUCCAAACACAACGGGGAAGCAGCUCUUCGACCAGGUUGCCAGGACGAUCGCUCUACGUGAGAUUUGGUACUUCGGCCUUCAGUUCAUCGACGCCAAAGGUUUCCUCACGUGGCUGAACCCUGAGAAGAAGGUGAUGGCCCAGGAGCCGAAGAGGGAGAGUCCGCUGCUGUUCAAGCUCCGGAUCAAGUUUUACCCCGAGGACGUGAACGACGAGCUGAUCCAGGACGUCACCCGGAGGCUUUUCUUCCUGCAGGUGAAGGAGGAGAUUCUAGAAAGCGAUGUGUACUGCCCUCCAGAGUCCGCUGUGCUCCUGGCUUCAUACGCCAUCCAGGCCAAGUACGGACAAUACAACAGGUCGGAGCAUCAGAGAGGGUACCUGGCGUCUGAGCGCCUGCUGCCCAAGAGAGUGCUGGAGCAACACAAGCUGACCAAAGAUCAGUGGGAGGAGAGGAUCCAGGUUUGGCACGAGGAGCACAGAUACAUGAUGAAGCAGGAGGCCAUGCUCGAGUACCUGAAGAUCGCUCAGGACCUGGAGAUGUACGGGGUCAACUACUUUGAGAUCAAGAACAAGAAGGGCUCAGACCUGCUGAUGGGAGUCGACGCCCUGGGACUGAACAUCUACGAGAAGCAGAACAAGCUGACCCCAAAGAUCGGGUUCCCCUGGAGUGAAAUCAGAAACAUUUCUUUCAACGAUAAGAAAUUCAUCAUCAAGCCCAUAGACAAGAAAGCUACUGAUUUCAUAUUCUACGCUCCUCGCCUGCGAGUGAACAAACGCAUCCUGCAGCUGUGCAUGGGAAACCACGAGCUGUACAUGCGCCGCCGCAAGACCGACACCAUCGAGGUUCAGCAGAUGAAGGCUCAGGCCAAAGACGAGAGGAUGCAGAAGAAGAUGGAGAGGGAUCGGCUGGAGAGCGAGAAGAAGAGGAGGGAGGCCAUGGAGAAGGAGAGGGAGAACAUGGAGAGAGAGAAACACGAGAUGAUGCUGAAGCUGAACGAGUACGAGGAGAUGACCAGGAGGGCAGAGAGAGAUCUCAAGGAGCAGCUGGAGAGAGCCAUGAGGCUGGAGGAGGAGAGGAGGAAGGUGGAGCAGGAGGCGGCCCGGCUGGAGGCUGAGAGGAUGGAGGCCAUAUUAGCCAAGGAGGAGCUGGCGAGGCAGGCCGAGGACCAGCUCAAGAGCCAGGAGCAGCUGGCUGCAGAGUUGGCCGAGUACACCACCAGGCUCCUCCUGCUGGAGGAGGCCAAGAGAGAAAAGGAGGAAGAGGCUGAGUCAUGGCACAGCAAGGCUAACGAAGUGGAGGAGAAUCUGAUGAAGACGAAGGAGGAGCUGCUCAUCGUGAAGAGCUCCUCGAUCGCACCUCCUGCCGCCGUGCCUGCUCCUGCUCCCGCUCCUGCCUCCUCCUCCUCCUCCUCCUCUUCCUCGGACGAAGAGAGCGACCACGAGCACAGCGAGGAGAACAGCACCUACAGCGCCGAGCUGCCCACGCAGGACUUCAACGACCACCGCAUGGAGGAGGAGCGAGUCACCGAGGCGGAGAAGAACGAACGCCUGCAGAGACAGCUGCUGGCCCUGAGCUCAGAGCUGGCAGACGCCCAACAAGACAGUAAGAAGACCCAGAUGGACCUUCUCCACGCCGAGAACGUCCGAGCCGGCCGCGACAAGUACAAGACCCUGCGUCAGAUCCGCAUGGGCAACACCAAGCAGAGGAUCGACGAGUUCGAGGCGUUGUAAGAAAGAAAACCUCGGAGAGGCGACGACCCCUCCCUCGGUUACCUCGUGGAGGCCAUGUUUUUACUUUUCAGUGUGAUGUAACAGCGGCGCCGCCUGAUCUUAAAGACCCAGAGAAGCAUGUUAAAGUACCUCCAUGAGAUUUGUUUCAUUGGUUUUAACUUUAAGCUUUAAAAGCACUAUUUUAUUUUUUGUUUUUCUUUGUAGCACUCAAACAUCUCCAACGUGCUGUUUGGUCCCAUUAAAGCAUUCAAAUAAAGCAGAAA